Messenger RNA from Cuscuta campestris, 1002 nucleotides. The record is from the annotation of a GenBank genome assembly. Lineage: Eukaryota; Viridiplantae; Streptophyta; Magnoliopsida; Solanales; Convolvulaceae.
AGAGAGAGAGAGGGAGAGUUUGCGUGGGGAUAAUUUUUGUUUCUUGAAUUAGAGAGAGAAGUGCUUCAGGGGAGGAGGAGACAUGAAGAUCACGGCGUUGCUGGUGCUGAAAUGCACUCCCGAGGGUUCCGAUCCGGUGAUCCUAGCCAACGCAUCCGACGUCAGCCGUUUCGGGUACUUCCAGAGACCCAGCGUCAAGGAAUUCAUCGUUUUCGUCGGCAAGACCGUCGCCGGACGGACCCCUCCCGGCCAGCGCCAAUCCAUCCAGCACGAAGAGUACAAGGUGCAUUCCUAUAACCGAAAUGGCUUGUGUGCAUUGGGUUUUAUGGAUGAUCCCUAUCCGGUUCGAAGUGCUUUUUCACUGCUAAACCAGGUCUUGGAUGAGUACCAAAAAAAUUUUGGCGAGUCUUGGAGAUCUGUAAAUCCAGGUGGUACUACUCCAGAAUGGCCCUAUUUAGCUGAAGCUUUAAAUAAAUUUCAGGAUCCAGCUGAAGCUGAUAAGCUGUUGAAAAUUCAAAAGGAAUUGGAUGAAACAAAAAUUAUUCUUCACAAGACAAUUGACAGCGUUCUGGCACGGGGCGAGAAGCUUGACAGUUUGGUUGAGAAGAGUUCUGAUCUGAGUGCAGCUUCACAGAUGUUCUACAAGCAGGCAAAGAAAACAAACCAGUGCUGUACAAUUUUAUAAGCAAUUUCUAUCACGUAACAGAGGGGUCAUCUGUGGUCUCUGCAUAUUCCUGUGGAGUCUUCCAGGUGAGACAGUGAAGAAGAAGAAAGAAAAAGACGGAGGAGAAGUCUAUGUUUAUAUAUUGAUCUUUUCUUUUGAUUUGUGUGAUUCAAUACUUUUAAUUUUCUUGUUCUGUGCAACGGGCAAAGAUGCUUUAUCUCACAUUAACAUAUUAUAAAAAUGUUUCUUGGUUGUUUUUGGCUCUCUUUCCAUAAACCGUUCCCACAGGCUAUAGCUAUUUUCAUUAAUAUAUAUUCUAAUAUAUGGUAAAUUUGUUG